Molecule: messenger RNA, 1728 nt
Organism: Photinus pyralis (common eastern firefly)
Lineage: Eukaryota; Metazoa; Arthropoda; Insecta; Coleoptera; Lampyridae
Product: venom carboxylesterase-6-like
Exons: 10
Coding region: 31-1671 (546 amino acids)
Source: RefSeq, a predicted model, not a curated record
GCUAAACAGUAUCAAUUACGCGCUACCGCGAUGUACUUCAUUUUCCUUGCCUUACUGUCUACCUCCUGGGUGGCUGGUCAUCGAAACAAUCAAAAUCCCGUAGUGAAUAUUUCGUGUGGUAGUAUUCAGGGGAGUGUGAUUCGCAGCGUUCUCGGCAAGUCGAUCUACUCCUUCAGAGGGAUCCGUUACGCGAAUGCACUUCGAUUUGAGCCUCCGGUACCUGCAGAGAAAUGGGACGGCGUAUACGAUGCUACCAAAGAUGGACCGCUUUGUCCACAACCCGGUGAUAUACCAAUCUCAGAAGACUGUCUCCGACUAAACGUGUACACGACCAAGCUACCCUCCGCCCAUCACAGGCCGAAACGGCCGGUUAUGUUCUACAUCCACCCGGGCGGUUUUUACGGUUUGUCAUCAGUCAGCAAAUGGCUGGGACCUCAGUACUACCUCGACCAAGACGUAGUACUGGUAACCAUCAACUACAGAUUGGGAUCAUUGGGGUUCCUCAGCACAGGUGAUCGCUCAGCACCCGGAAAUAACGGGCUAAAAGAUCAGGUUGUCGCAUUGACGUGGGUCAAGGAGAACAUUCAUUUAUUCGGGGGAGAUCCGAAUUUGGUGACGAUCUUUGGUUAUAGUGCCGGAGGUGUAAGUGUGGGCACCCACCUGGUAUCACCAAUGUCGAGAGGGUUGUUCCAUCGCGCGAUUGCAAUGAGCGAUCUAGUCUUCGGGCAAUGGCCCAUAGGAAACCAUCAGUUCCACCUUGCACAGAAGCAGGCUCGACUAGUGGGAUGCCCGGACGAUACUUCCGAAAAUAUACUGAAAUGCCUUAGGACGAAAAGUGCCAAGGAGAUAGGAGAUUCUCUGAGUGGAUUUGCGGAGUAUGGAGGCGAUCCGGUUUUAUUAUGGACGCCAGUAAUUGAAUUAAAUUUCGGCCAAGAGCGAUUUUUGACGGAACAUCCAGUUAAAAGCGUUCUCAACGGAAAUUUCCACAAAGUUCCGAUAAUGGCGGGAAUUACCGAGGAAGAGUUUUCUUAUCUCGCGCUGGGUGUAGUGGGCAAUCCAGACUUGUUAAGGGUAAUGGAUGAGGAAUUUGACCGAGUUGCCCCUAUUGCAUUUAUCUACGAACGCAAUACAACAAGAUCUAAGGCUAUCAGUAAGAGGCUAAGAGAGGAAUUUUUGAGAUCAGGACCUUUAACUCAAUCUUCCCUUAAAGGCCUUGGAUAUCUCUACGCCGACAGCUUGGUAGGAUUUGGUGUGAAUCGUGGGAUUAAAUUAUUAGCCGCCAAAAACACGGAGUGCACCUACUACUAUCGUUUUAGCUAUCCGGGUAGGUAUAGCCACUUUUACUGGCCCAACACAACUACACCAUACGGGGUGGUGCACCACGAUGAUUUGAUUUACUUAUUUUACUCGGAAAUCUUCCCCAAGCUAAAUACGAGCGAUCCAGAGUACGCAAUGGUUAGGAAACUAACAACGUUGCAAACUAACUUUGCAUAUACUGGGAACCCCACUCCGUCAAGGAUUGAGAUUCUUGAACGCAAGCUAUGGGCUCCCAUUACUGCAUCAAAUAACGUGUACAUGGAUAUUGGUACAAAUUUAACUAUGAAAAGGGAUCUUUAUGAAGAUCGUUAUUCAGUUUGGGAUAGCUUAUUUCCAUUGAAAGAUUAUUUAUAAUAAAGUCUAUUGGAUGAGUUCUUUGCUUGCUUGUUAAAUAAUAAAUAGAAAAUAAUA